This is a messenger RNA of Gopherus flavomarginatus (Mexican gopher tortoise), 3236 nucleotides long. Its product is annotated as alkaline phosphatase-like. Gene Ontology annotation, biological process: dephosphorylation. The record is from RefSeq and is a predicted model, not a curated record. Bases 1423 to 3027 code for a protein of 534 amino acids. Lineage: Eukaryota; Metazoa; Chordata; Testudines; Testudinidae. Gene Ontology annotation, cellular component: plasma membrane. Gene Ontology annotation, molecular function: alkaline phosphatase activity. The transcript has 13 exons.
UGUGGAAAAGCUGCACAGGUGGAGAGCACCUGUCUGUGUCAAAUUCAGCAGGCCCCACCUGGAUCUUCUUGGGAUAUUGAGAAGGAAACGCAGGCCCCAUCCCUCCUCUUCCCUUCCCAUUCAGCCGUCCUGGUAUGGACAGCAAGUGCCAGACUGCCCGGUGCCUCUGAGCCCCAGAGCUCCUUUGCCUGCUCCCCACGCCCUCUGGCCUUCCCCUGCCUCGACUCAUCCCAGCCAGUAUCACCGCACUCCGCAUUUCAGCUCCUCUCUAACUCCCACGUGAGUCACGGCUCUGCAGGCGCGCUCCAGCGAGCGCUGACCAAGCCCUGGCACAAGUCACAGCCGGCGAGCUGCUGCGAGAUGACAGGGGAGGGGAAGGGGGGAGGUAUGCAGAGGAGCUUUAAGCCAUUAAUCAUCUGGCUUAGACCAAAGUCAUCCCACGAGAGAAAACCAGCAGGCCCCGACUUCCUCCAAUCCUGAGUGUCUCCCUCUCGUAAAGCACAGAGAUUGCGGCAUUCUGCUGGGGGUCUUCCCAGGCCUUGUCCAGAGUGAGAGUCAGAGGGGUGGUGGUAGCUUGUGUUAAAGGCAGUGGCUGUGUAACAGAGACUCCUGGUCGUGGUAGCUAACCCUUGCGACAGCCCCUGGUCCAGGCAACGCCUGAGUGUCAUUUGGGGCAGGGGGGCGCGGAAGGAGACUGGCCUAGACUGGCCUUCUAGAGCAGUUACUGGUUCAGGUCAAAGCAGGAGCAGGCGAUGGAGCCCUGCGUGGUUUAAGCCCCAGUUCUCUCAGACCCAUCUGACCCCUUGCUCCAGGGCCGGCACCAGCUUAGCAAGCAGGUGCAUGGGGCGGCCACUCCGGAGAGGGGCGGCAGGUUCAGCAUUUCGGUGGAGGGUCCCUCACUCCCGCUCGGAGCGAAGGACCUCCCGCUGAAUUGCCACAGAUCGCGAUCGCAGCUUUUUUUCUUUCUUUUUUUUGGCUGCUUGAGGCGGCAAAACCCCUGGAGCCGGCCCUGCCUUGGUCUUCCUAACGUGGUCCUCUCGCUGUUCGGAUGGACAGGGUAAUAGUUAACCCUGUUAACAUUGUGUCACUGAGCACCUCAGUCAGCCCCGCCUCUGAAUGGUCCUUCCCUUUUGCAAAGCCAGUGUCAUUGCAGCCUUGAGCCUCAUGGGUACAUACCAGAGUGUGGGGGAGAAGAGAAGUGAGGAGCCAAGAGGGCAUGUUAAACCAGAAGGAAGCUCAGGCUGGUUGUAGCUGUCUGUAGAGAGACAAUGGAACAAAUGUGCAAAGGACUUCACCACCCCGGCGCAUUGGGCAAUGUGCCAGCCGGUCCAAAGGUGAAAGGAGGCGUCUAUAAAGAGACAGCUCCUUCUCCUUGAGAGAGACCGGCAGAGUUUGCAUAGGGAUUCCCCCGGCAGCUGCAAAAUGAGCUCGGUGCAACUCCUGGCCACCGCUGGCAUCUGCGUCUACCUCUGCCUUGCCGUUGGCCUCGCCGCUGCGCCUGUGUCUUUAGAGGAUGAGAAGGUCCCUGCUUACUGGAACGAGAGAGCCAGGAGGACGCUGGAGUCGGCGCUCACCCUGGCACCCGUGACCCGCCGUGCCAAGAACAUCAUUCUCUUCCUGGGCGACGGCAUGGGGAUCUCCACCGUCUCCGCCGCUCGGAUCUACAAGGGGCAGCUGGAGGGCGGGCCCGGUGAGGACAGCCGGCUGGCCAUGGAGACCUUCCCCUAUGUCGCCCUCGCCAAGACAUACAACGUGGACCGGCAGGUACCCGACAGCGCUGGCACCGGCACUGCCUACCUGUGCGGGGUGAAGGCAAACGCCAAAACCCUGGGGGUGAGCGCCGCCGCUGUCUACGGCAAAUGCAACACCACUUGGGGCAACGAGGUCCACUCCGUCCUGCACCGGGCCAAGCUGUCGGGCAAGUCGGUGGGCAUCGUGACAACCACCCGCGUGCAGCACGCCUCGCCGGGCGCCUCCUACGCCCAUGUGGUCAACCGGGAGUGGUACAGCGAUGCCGACCUGCCCAAGGAGGCCGCCAGGCAGGGCUGCAAAGACAUCGCGUACCAGCUGGUGCACAACACAGACAUCAACGUGAUUCUGGGCGGUGGGAGGAUGUACAUGACUCCCCGGAAGACCCCGGACCCCGAGUACCCGAUGGACCCAAAGCAGAGCGGGACGAGGAAGGAUGGACUCGACCUGGUUGAGAAGUGGCUCAGUGCCAAGGAGGGGGCGCGGUACGUCUGGAACAAGGAAGGCCUGGACGCCGUGGAUGAGAACUCCACCGACUACCUCUUGGGUCUCUUUGAGCCCAAGGACAUGAAGUACGAGCUGAACCGCGACGCCAGCACGGACCCCUCCAUCGUGGAGAUGACGGAGAAAGCCGUCCGCAUCCUGCGCAGGAAUCCCCACGGCUUCUUCCUCUUCGUGGAAGGAGGCAGGAUCGACCACGGGCACCACAGCAGCAGAGCCAAGCAGGCGCUGAGUGAGGCCGUCCUGCUGGACCGGGCCGUGGCCCGCGCCGCCGAGCUGACCGAUGCCUCGGAGACCCUCACCGUGGUCACGGCCGACCACUCGCACGUCUUCAGCUUCGGCGGCAGCACGCCGCGCGGCAACAGCAUCUUCGGCCUGGCACCCAAGAAGGCCGAGGACCGGCGGCCGUACACCAGCAUAUUGUACGGGAACGGGCCGGGAUACGCCAUCGCGAACGGGAGCCGGCCGGACGUGAGCAGCCUGCCCAUCGAGGACAAGGAUUACCGGCAGCAGGCGGCCGUGCCCCUGGACACCGAGACCCACGCCGGCGAGGACGUGGCUAUUAUGGCCAGGGGCCCCAUGGCCCACCUCUUUCACGGGGUGCAGGAGCAGAACUACGUGGCCCAUGUCCUGGCCUACGCCGCCUGCCUGGAGCCCUACCACGCGGGCCCCGAGUGCCCGGCCCCGAGCUGCAGGUCAGGCAGCCCAGGCCUCGGCCACCCCCCCAGCCUCCUGCUCUUCGCACUCGGGGCAGCCUGCCUCCUGCUGAGGAUGUGACAGUGGACGUUGAUCUUGACCAGCCUGGGGGACCCCCCCGUGCCCUCUGCCAGCAGAGCAGCCAGCGCCCCCCAGGCUGCAGGGCUGGGCCGGGCCGGCCCCGGUACCACACGAGAGAGACGCUCUCGCUUGCCUGUGUAUAUAAUUUUGUAACCGUCUCCUUCCCUCCCAGCCCCCCAGAAAUAAAAUCUGCUGCCGUUUUGUUCUUA